Messenger RNA from Helobdella robusta, 489 nucleotides. RefSeq lists its product as hypothetical. Gene Ontology annotation, cellular component: synaptonemal complex; cohesin complex. Gene Ontology annotation, molecular function: protein binding; chromatin binding. Lineage: Eukaryota; Metazoa; Annelida; Clitellata; Rhynchobdellida; Glossiphoniidae. The transcript has 3 exons. The record is from RefSeq and is a predicted model, not a curated record. Gene Ontology annotation, biological process: replication-born double-strand break repair via sister chromatid exchange; mitotic sister chromatid cohesion; synaptonemal complex assembly. The coding region runs from base 1 to 489 and encodes 162 amino acids.
AUGUUUUACGCUCAUUUUGUGUUGAGUAAAAAAGGACCUCUGGCGAAAAUAUGGCUGGCUGCACAUUGGGAUAAAAAGCUUACUAAGGCUCAUGUUUUUGAAACAAAUAUUGAAGGCAGUGUGGAAGCUAUUAUUCAGCCUAAAGCAAAACUAGCAUUACGAACAUCAGGACAUUUAUUAUUAGGUGUUGUCAGGAUAUAUUCUCGAAAAGCAAAAUAUCUGCUAGCCGACUGCAAUGAAGCUUUUGUCAAAAUCAAAAUGGCCUUUCGACCAGGAAUGGUUGACCUGCCUGAGGAGAACAGGGAGGCAGCCCUUUCUGCCAUCACCCUUCCUGAGGCCUUCCAUGAAUUUGAUACUGCCAUGGCUGACCUCAGUGAGUUAGAAGUGCAAAGUCAUCAGUUUGCAGUAAAUCAGAGUCGACCUGAGGAAAUAACGAUGAGAGAGGACCUGGGCAGCAUUACACUCAUCGGUGAUGAUGGAUUCGGUUAG